Molecule: messenger RNA, 1360 nt
Organism: Bactrocera dorsalis (oriental fruit fly)
Lineage: Eukaryota; Metazoa; Arthropoda; Insecta; Diptera; Tephritidae
Exons: 4
Coding region: 68-1186 (372 amino acids)
Source: RefSeq, a predicted model, not a curated record
ACUUUCGGACAAGUAGGGAGUUGCGAAGCAUUUACAAAUCAAUAUUUAUUUCGUCGCGUGGUCUAAGAUGAAAGUAAGCACGGUUUCAAUUGUCAUGGCAAUCCUUUGCACCCUGUCAUCUUGGCGGAGCGCAAAGGGCGGCGAUACUAUUGCAAUUGCCGCCAACAAUUCUUCUGCAAUUGCCCUCAGCACGGGCUCAUAUGGUACAGGCCCAAAUGCGGUCGUACCAAAACCAAGUACACCAUCAAACGGGGGCAGUUCGAGUGGAAGUAAUGGUGGAAACCCGGAAACGGACAAAAUUGAAACAACAACCAUGAGCAAUAGUAAGUGGAGAGAGGAGCUUGAAAGAAGACUAGCUCAAAUAUAUCAAAAUAUAAAUGAAAAAGACCUAGGCAGGCUCAUCAAUGAUUUGAUGAGUGCUAUCCUAGAAACUCUCGUUAAAACUGAUAUACCUGAGGGCAUUGGAACAGAACUAUAUUUCGCCUUGAAAAUAUUAAUAAAAGCUAGUAACGAGGAUUACGCGACUAAGAAGGCUGCCUUCAACCAAGCGCUCUGUAAACUGUUCGGAAUCUUGUAUGGCGGAGGGAAACCGGACAAAAUUGAAACAACAACCAUGAGCAAUAGUAAGUGGAGAGAGGAGCUUGAAAGAAGACUAGCUCAAAUAUAUCAAAAUAUAAAUGAAAAAGACCUAGGCAGGCUCAUCAAUGAUUUGAUGAGUGCUAUCCUAGUAACUCUCGCUAAAGCUGAUGUACCUGAGGCCAUUAGAGCAGAACUAAAUUUCGCCUUGAAAAUAUUAAUAAAAGCUAGUAACGAGGAUUACGCGACUAAGAAGGCUGCCUUCAACCAAGCGCUCUGUAAACUGUUCGGAAUCUUGUAUGGCGGAGGGAAACCGGACAAAAUUGAAACAACAACCAUGAGCUAUAGUAAGUGGGGAGAUGACCUUUUAAGAGCACUAGAUGAAAUAUAUAAGGCGAUGGAAAGAGAUAAUUUAGACAGGGACAUCAAUGCUUUGAUUAGUUUGAUCGAAGAAUAUCUCGCCAAAGCUGGUGCAUCUGGGGCCACGACAGCAGAACUAGAUUACUGUUUGAAAAUAUUAAUAAAAGCUAAUGGCAGUAUUGACGUGACUGUUAAGAAUUCUGCCUACAAUAAUGCGUUCUGUACACUGAUCAGAAUCGUAAAAGAGUGAAGUGCCAGCUUAAACGACAGUUACAUACAUAUAUAUAAUACACUAUAACUGAUGAUAUAAACAAUUUAUAUUAUAUGAGAUACCUUAAAUUCUAUGAUUAAUUAUAUAGUCCGAUCCAUAUUUUGAGCCAUAUCUCCAGCUUUUGUGCGAUAAAUAUAAAUCUAUUAAGCAGCA